UUCGGUUCUCUGGGCUCCACCAUCCGGCCUGGGCUUUCUUCCCCAGACAGCUCUUGCGAUAUUUGGAGGCAGUCAGAUGGGUCAUCUGCCUCCCGUUCCUCUUACCAUAAUGAAAUGUGUCACCCCAGCCCUCCUCACUUGCCUGGUUGCACUGGUACUGAGGCUGGAAAGGGCUGGUACGCAGCCGAGCCCUCCUGGGCACUGUCCCCGGCCAGGGGGAGAGUUCACACCCACAACCCGUUUUUCGUCUGCAGAGAUGGAGUCCACGGCCUACCCUUUCCACGUAACCCUGAAGGAAGAGCAAGAGGAAGAAGAGAUUGAGAGCCAGCAGCCGGAGGAUCACCCCACAGAUAUGCAGAAAGUCCGAAUCUGCUCGGAGGGCGGAUGGGUCCCAGCCCUGUUUGAUGAGGUGGCCAUAUACUUUUCUGACGAGGAGUGGGACGUUCUGACCGAGCCACAAAAGGCCCUGUACCGGGAAGUCAUGAGGAUGAACUAUGAGACUGUGCUGUCGCUGGAAUUCCCAUUCCCUAAGCCAGACAUGAUCGCACGGUUGGAAAGGGAGGAGGAGUCUCAGACUUCGGAUGAGUGGCCGCUCCAAGGAGGAACCUUUGCAGAGAAUGAAGACUCUGACGUUAAGCCUCCGGAUUGGGCGGGCCCCACGAAUUCCACCCCCCAGCUCCCGCAGACUCAGCCCCUGGAUGGCCUGGGCCUCCGGUUGCCUCGGGACCUGGCGGAGCUGCCGGAGUGGAGCGAGGGCUACCCCUUCUACGUGGCCAUGGGCUUCCCGGGGUACGACCUCUCGGCCGAUGACAUAGCCGGGAAGUUCGGCCGCGGUGUGCGGCGCAGCUACGACGCGGGCUUCAAGUUGAUGGUGGUGGAGUACGCCGAGAGCACCAACAACUGCCAGGCCGCCAAGCAGUUCGGGGUGCUGGAAAAGAACGUGCGGGACUGGCGCAAGGUGAAGCCGCAGCUGCAGAACGCCCACGCCAUGCGGCGCGCCUUCCGGGGCCCCAAGAACGGCAGGUUUGCCCUGGUGGACCAGCGCGUGGCCGAGUAUGUGCGAUACAUGCAGGCCAAAGGGGACCCCAUCACCAGGGAGGCGAUGCAGCUGAAGGCGCUGGAGAUCGCCCAGGAGAUGAACAUUCCCGAGAAGGGCUUCAAGGCGAGCUUGGGCUGGUGUCGCCGGAUGAUGCGGAGGUACGACCUGUCGCUGAGGCACAAGGUGCCCGUCCCCCAGCACCUGCCCGAGGACCUGACCGAGAAGCUGGUCACCUACCAGCGCAGCGUGCUGGCCCUGCGCAGGACGCAUGACUACGAGGUGGCCCAGAUGGGCAACGCCGACGAGACGCCCAUCUGCCUAGAGGUGCCAUCGCGGGUGACCGUGGACAACCAGGGCGAGAAGCCUGUGCUGGUGAAGACGCCGGGGCGGGAGAAGCUCAAGAUCACGGCGAUGCUCGGGGUGCUGGCCGACGGCAGGAAGCUGCCCCCCUACAUCAUCCUCAGGGGCACCUACAUCCCGCCCGGCAAGUUCCCCAGCGGCAUGGAGAUCCGCUGCCACCGCUAUGGGUGGAUGACCGAGGACUUGAUGCAGGACUGGCUGGACGUGGUGUGGAGGCGGCGCACGGGUGCCGGUGCGCCCAAGCAGCGUGGCAUGCUCAUCCUGAACGGCUUCCGGGGCCACGCCACCGACUCGGUGAAGAGCUCCAUGGAGAGCCUGAACACGGACAUGGUCAUCAUCCCCGGCGGGCUGACCUCCCAGCUGCAGGUGCUGGACGUGGUGGUCUACAAGCCACUCAAUGACAGCGUGCGGGCCCAGUACUCCAACUGGCUGCUGGCCGGGAACCUGGCCCUCAGCCCCACCGGCAACGCCAAGAAGCCGCCCCUGGGCCUCUUCCUCGAGUGGGUCAUGGUGGCCUGGAACAGCAUCUCGAGCGAAGCCAUCGUCCAGGGCUUCAAGAAGUGCCACAUCUCCAGCAACCUGGAGGAGGAAGACGACGUGCUGUGGGAAAUCGAGAGUGAGCCGCCCAGCGGCAGCGAAGCGCCCAGAGAGUGUGACCCGGAACACGUGACCGUGGGCCACUGAAGGGAGAAGCGGCUCAGCCAAUGGAACUGUGAUUGGAACAGCUGCGGAGGCCGAUCCUCAAGAAGAUUAUUCCCGAAGGUGUGGGUGCCCCGAGAACGGCAGGACAAGGCAGCGGGGCUCGAAGAGCCGGGGCGGACGGCAGCAGCCUGUGCGUUCCCUGCGGGGACACAGCCCGACCCCGCCCCGCAUCCCAAGGUGAGGACCCGUCCUUGCAGCAGAGAACCAAUUAGCGAAGAAGCUGCUUCUGCCCGGCGUCUGGUCGCGGAGAUGAGUCCUGUGCCCAUCAGAAGAGACGUGUAAAUACGAGUGAGCAAAGGUGUUUUCCCAGCGAAGAGACCCUUGCUCCCUGCCCUGGCGUGGGCUCGAGUCUAGUGCGGGAGCACCUCAACGACUGUUUCACUCUGCCUUUGAAAACCCCUCCCGAAGUAGAGCCUGUGCCCCACACAGGUCAAGACCGCACGGUUCGCAGCGUGUCCCUGCAGUACACCUGCCACGUGCUCGCUGCCCCUUGGGGAAAAGAUGAGACACGAAGGCGUCGUGGCCUGGUGCCGGCAGGUGGCUUCGCAGACACACUAGGUGGGCUGGAAGAUGGAGGCUGAGAUAAGCUACGCUGUUUUAUUUAUCUUCCCAAUCCAGUUGGCAGCUAGACUUUUGUAGGGUCUCGUUUAACGGCCCUACCUAUUUUUUUUCCCUCCCCGUCAGUAUAUUUAAUGAUAGGGCGGCACUCGUAAUGCAGCUUUUGUUUCUCAGGCUGCCCGCAGAAGUCGUCACUGUAAAUCCCCUGCUGUCUACUAUGGUACACGGCCCACUGAGACUCAACUGAUACGCGCUUUAGGGCUUGCUUUAAUAUCUUUUAUCACACUGGUGGUGGGAGGGCUUGGACCGAUAGAUAGCCAUAGCUGUUUUGAGAUUUCUAAUCUCCUGCCCGGCGGGAGACAGGAAGCAGUGGAAUUUCGCUCAGUUUUCACACCACAGUAAUUUGCAUCCCCGUGUAAGUUGAGUGUCACAAGAACAUUCCUUCAAGGCUCUGUGUGCUACAAAAUACAACAGAACCUCGCAGACAAAGCCAUUGCUGGAAAUGUCACUGCAGUGUCAAAUCGAUGUAGCAAGCUACCAUAACCACUUUUCCUUCCGGUAGACAGCUGAACUGUGUAUUAUACUGCUCUUGGCGUCUUGAAAUACCUAUUUCUACUCAGGUACUAAUUUUCCUGUUCACCUUUCUCUUUAAACCCAAUUUCCCCCCCUUGGGGUGGGAGGGGGGGACACUUAACUUCCAGUAUCUGAAUUGUUUCCCUCCUUGUCCUGGCCUGUCCUGUGUUCUUGGUCAUUCCAAAUGGCAUCUAAACCCAGCUACUUUCCACUCCACAAGUUUCCAUUCCAUGUAAUUCUGAAUUUUUCCUCCACUGUCCUAGUUCCUAACCCUUUAUGUCAUACCGCAACACUUUGGGAGCUUAACACACUUUGUAGGACCUAACUUUGGUUCCUUGCGUUGGAGCCAUAGUCAGCAUCCUGGGAGGAGUCGAGAAUGGGCUCAACUCCCAUUUCAUUCCGCCAGCGGCUCCUCAAGUCUCACCGUCGCUGAGAGAUGAUGCCUUACAGGCUGCACAGCACUGGAACUUCCCUAGAGUAAUGGCUCUCCUGUCCGGGUCUUUCUGGGCUCACUCUUCCACUGACUUAAUGAUGAUGUUUGCCUGACAGAGCCCCAGUACAGCGGUUUUGCAGAAGGCUGUUACCCUAGAAUUAAUAUAGCACAUCCGGAGACCUAGUCGUACUCCCUGGUAGUUAGGAACUGACUCUCCCCCUGCCCCCACAACAAUAAACUUUGAUAAUAAAGACCGUAGGGUAUGCUGGUUUUAUUUGUUGACCUGUGGGCCUUGUGAAGUUACAUUACCCCACAAGUGCACCCUUGAAUCGUCAAUCGUGUUCAUGGCAUGCAGUGACGUGGGUGUCUUUAAACACAAUGGGAAGAAAAGUUAGGUGAUUUAAACUGGCUUUGGAAGUAGGGGAAGUGUGGCAUACGGGGCUCUUUUCCUCAGUCAUGUUCAAGGUGGCCUCAGAAGGGGGCAUUCCCAAAAACACACAGAGGAGCAAGAAUGUGAGUGAAAACGUGCUAGCAGACUGAUGGACAAAAUAGAACGCGGGGUCCUGGGAAGUCUGAUGAACCCAUGGGGCUUUUACUGUGUUCAGCAGAAGCAGUCCCGACAGCUGACCACGCCCACAGAACAAGGAAGUGGCAGUACCCAGGAAUAACCAGAUAGUUUUCCUUUGCAGUCCAUUGGCAUGAAACACUGACCCAAUCUGUCGUCUGCACCCUUCAAGGCUGAGCUCUGAGACUGAGCAUACAUAUCCUGACCUGUCCUCCCAGAAGGCAUUUUGACAUGAGUCCAAGAUGGGACACAGGCAUUGAUGGUCAAAGCAGGGUCAUCACUCAGAAGGUUUGUGAAAUCUGGGAGCUCACGGUCAUGACAGGGACAGGGAAAGGUGUUUCAGGAACUUUGUGUCUGGCUGCUCACAGACAACAAGGGCGUGUGCUCAUCAGCAGGCCUCUGGCCUGUCUGGUAAAGUAAGGCCCAUCACUCAAAGGCCAGAGCACUACUGAGCUUCCUACAGGAAGAACAAGCUCUAUGCCAAGUGUGAAAUUACCUGGCUUCUCACUUGUUCCUUUUCCCCCUCCCUGGAAUGGGCACUUUUCUAAAUGCUGCUUGAUAAGGAGCACUCACGAUUUCUUAACCUGAGUGUAGAAAAGACUGCACGCAGGACCCCAGAGCUGCCAGUGGUGUUAGAGGGAGCCGGCCUGCAUGGAACAGAGAGCUCCAAACCUCUGUACCUUCCUGCUCUGCCCUCAACUUCCUCUCCCAACUUUGAAAACAAUUUUGGGGCCAGCUUUGUGGCAAAGCUGGGUGAGCCACCAUAUGCGACAUUGGCAUCCCAUAUCAGAGCACUGGUUCGAAUCCCAGCUGCUCUGCUUCUGAUUCAGCUCCCUGCUAAUGUGCCUAGGAAGGCAGUGGAAAAUGGCCAAAAGUUUUUGGGCCCCUGCCACCCUAGUAGAAGACCCAGAUAGGGUUCUGGGCUCCUGGCUUUGGUGUGGACCAGCCCCGGCCGUUGUGGACAUUUGGGGGAGUGAACCAGCAGAUGGAAAAUCUCUCUGUCUCUGUCAUCCUGCCUUCCAAAGGAUUUCUUCAAGAAAACUGACAUGGAGAACAAACCUUGUUUGAGCGUGUAGACCUGAAAUGUGAAUCAGAGGUAGGACUCUGGUGUUCUGUGUUCUCACAAGGGUAGGUGACUAGAAAUGUAGGCUACACACCCUAGACAGCAGUGAGCAGUUUUCCUGUUUGGAAUUUGCUGUACAACCCCUCGCAGAACGCGCUAUUGCCAUGGGCAGCAGGAGAUGGCUGGGGCUCCCAGCUGCUUCUCCGCCCGGGCAUUUCAUGAGUUCAUGGUUUACGAAUUUGUUUUUGUGUGUGUUUUAUUUUUGUUUGUUUGUUUGUUUGAGAGACGGACUGCCAUCUGCAAGUUCAUUCUUCAAAUGCCCACCCGGCUGAGGUGGAAGCCAGCAGCCAGGAACUCAAUCCAGGUCUCCCACAGGGGUGGCAGGAACCCCACUUACCCGAGCCACAGCUGCUGCCUCCCAAGGUCUGCAUUAUCCAGAAGCCAAAGUCAGAAGCCUGAGCAGGGAACUCAAACCCAGCUGCUCUGAUGUGGGACACGGCGUCCGCCCCCGGGUGAACACCUGCUAGCAGGCCUCCUAAGGUCUAGCAGAUGCUCCCAGAGAAGCACUAAGGCCCAGACGGUCCAGAAUAAAACCAUUGUAUUCACCGACUAGCAGUUCACAU
Messenger RNA from Lepus europaeus (European hare), 5916 nucleotides. RefSeq names its product pogo transposable element derived with KRAB domain (gene POGK). The transcript has 5 exons. Gene Ontology annotation, cellular component: nucleus. Gene Ontology annotation, molecular function: DNA binding. NCBI's taxonomy places the organism in Eukaryota, Metazoa, Chordata, Mammalia, Lagomorpha, Leporidae. The record is from RefSeq and is a predicted model, not a curated record. Bases 77 to 2083 code for a protein of 668 amino acids. Gene Ontology annotation, biological process: regulation of DNA-templated transcription.